This is a messenger RNA of Boleophthalmus pectinirostris (great blue-spotted mudskipper), 2962 nucleotides long. Its product is annotated as zinc finger protein 14-like. Gene Ontology annotation, molecular function: RNA polymerase II cis-regulatory region sequence-specific DNA binding; DNA-binding transcription factor activity, RNA polymerase II-specific. Lineage: Eukaryota; Metazoa; Chordata; Actinopteri; Gobiiformes; Gobiidae. Gene Ontology annotation, biological process: regulation of transcription by RNA polymerase II. Bases 172 to 1476 code for a protein of 434 amino acids. The record is from RefSeq and is a predicted model, not a curated record. The transcript has 5 exons.
GUAAACAAAUGCGUGCCCGUUUUUCACGCAUUGAGAAAAUGUUCUGCUUCUUUUAAACGUUUUUCUCGGGUUUACACUGAACAUUUCACCAUGAAGGCAACGCUCACUCAUGGAUGAGUUUGUGAUGUGAAAUAGAAAAAAUAACUUUAACAGAAGAACGAUAAACGAAGAAUGGAUCCAGAGAACAUGGAACUUAAAAUACCUGUUGUCAUGUUGUUUGACUUUUUAAAAGUUCCAGAAUACAGAAAUUUGGAGCAAAAACUUCAAGUUCAAGAUGCGUCUAUCUUUGCUGAGAGGAGGUUUACUGGACUCACUGUGGAGGAUGAAAUGAAGUGCAACGAUGGUUUCAUUUCAAUUUUUUGUCAUGAUGAGAAUUUACUGGAUGAAGAAUUUGAGCCAGAGGGGGGCGCUGUUGAGUGGGAUUUCAAAGUCGUGGAGGUAGAGGUAAAGGAAAUAAUGGACAAUGAUUAUGUCCAGCAUUCAUAUGACCAAGAACCUGUGUUUAGAGUCAAGGGAAUAGAGUACGUCUGCCCCACAUGUAACAAGAGCUUUCACCGUGCUGCACUUCUGAAACAACACCUGGUCAUUCACUCCGGGAUCAGAAAAUAUUCCUGCCAAAUCUGCGGAAAGAAAUUUGGCCGAAAAGGUUCCCUGAAAGAUCACCAAGUCACUCACAACGGAAACCGAGACUUUGAAUGCAAAACCUGCCAUAAAAUGUUUGUGCGAAAAGGUGACUUAGAGAAACAUUUACGAAGCCACAGUGAUGAAAGGCCAUACUGCUGUAAUCUUUGUGGGAAAACAUUUAAAUUUCAUGUUAAAUUGACAGAGCACAAAAGAUCUCACUUGGAUGUAUUACCGUAUCACUGUGAUCAGUGUCCCAAGCAGUUUAGACUGAAACAACUGUUAAAUGAACAUAAAAAUACCCACAACAAAGAGAAAUUAUUUGAAUGUGAAGUGUGUCACAAAAAGUUUAGCAAUGGAAGUAAUUUGCGAAAGCAUGUGAUGAUCCAUACAGGGGAAAAACCUUUCAGCUGUUCAGAAUGUGGAAAGACAUUUAGGAUCAAGCAGCACUGGCAGCAACAUGAGAUGCGCCAUAGAGAAGAAUUCCCAUUUGUUUGUGAUAUUUGUGGAAAAUCUUUUGUUGUAAAUGCCACGUUACAGAAACACAUAGAGACGCAUACCAAACCCAAAAAUGUGCAGAAAGAAAUGGAGGAAAAUGAUUCUGAGAGACCAUUCAGGUGUGAGCAAUGCGGAAAAAGAUUCAAAACUGUGCAGAAUUUAAAACUGCACACAGCGAGGCAUUCAGGUUUAAAGCCAUUUGAAUGUCAGGAGUGUGGGAAACAAUUCAACGAUAACAGUAAUUUGAGAAAACACGAAAUGAUCCACACAGGAGAGAAGCCGUUUGAGUGCGGACACUGCACAAAAUCAUUCCGGCUGAAGCAUGUAAGAGACUACCAUGAGGCCACUGUGCACUGAGCGGAGAACCAGACUGAACUGGACAAAAUCACAGCUACAUUUAGACAUUGCUUUUUAAUUUUACAGUUGAAUUUCAGGUGACAUCACAACGUUUUACACACCAAUAAUAUUUAAAGAGACUGGGUAUUAUGCCAAACCUACUUUCUACUAUACAUUAUGAUGUGUGAAGUCGUUUUGUAUGUCAUCCAUGCAUGUUUGAGCCCUAUUUGAACCUACAACUUCACAAAUCUGAUCUGAUGUGCAAUAGUUUAAUUAGCGGGGUUGAUUGUGUUGUGAUAGUGCUCUGAACAGGGAGUGACUUACCUCAGAGAGCAAAGAAAGGAGACGCUUUGUCAAAAACAAACUAAAAUUAAUUUCUCAGAUGGUGUGCUAGAGCUUAUAUACCGUAUUUUCCGGGCUAUUAGGCGAGCUCUUAAGCCUCUAACCGCAUCAAAAAACAACCGUGCGCCCUGCAAUCCAGAGCGCCCCAUACACGAAUCCACUCGGGUGUCUCAGCACGACUUCAGUAAACUACAAAGCCGCACCACCUGCAGCGCACACAAACAAACACGGAGCAGACAGCGACCGCACAGCGAAAAACAACCACAGCCACACUCAUCACUCCACACAGACGAGGAACAGAACGAAAUAACGAAUCGAAAAAGUGAGUGCAGUGUGCCACUCUGAGCCACAACUGAACAACUGAGUCACUGCGAACAUGCCAACAAUCCAGCGGUCCCAGACAGCACCCUCCCUACACGCCACAACUGAACAAAGCCCAGAGUCACCGUGAACACACCAAACAAAGUCCCACUGACCCAUCCAACUGUUGUGUUUCGUUUAAAGUCUGGUGCGGUUUAUUUGUGAAAAAAGUUCGAAAAUAGAUCAUUUAAUGACAGCGCGUCUUAUAAUCCAGAACGCCUAAUACGGGAUCACAUUCAGAAAAAAAAUAAAUAAAUCCACAAAUGUUGAACCUUACCAUGAUUUAUUUGGGAUGUGCUCCACACACUUGCAAUAUGAACCUACUGAAAUAAUGUUCUUUCAGGUGACAACAAUCACAAGUAAUAGCACCACUUCCUUUAGCUAUUGUGAAAAAAUCAUUCAACUUUUGUUUGUUUAUACUGACAAAGACGUUGAAGUUGGAGCCAAUUUCUAUUUCAUGUGGAUAGGUCCAGUAAUUACAUAGAUAUUAACCAUAAACCAGGUCAACAAUCUGCAUUAUUUUAGAAUUCUGAAGUGUCCUCCAGCUCAGGUUAAACUAUAGGGUUUCUAGAAUGUUUUGAUGUCACAUGAACGCAACCUAUUAUACAUUUACAUUUAUUAUUGGUUAACUGGAUUUCUUUUUCUUUUUUUGUGUGCAAAAAUGAAUAAAAUGGUUCAUCCAUGUAGGGUUAAAAAAACAUCCCAUAGCCAUGUUUUGACAAUAAAAGCAACUGCCUGAAAAUCCGCAUCUUGUUGGUGAAGUGCCUUUAUGAAUAGGUGGAGCUGGGGGUGGAUGAUAAUGAGA